AUGCUCGGCCUUACCCCUCGUGGCGAUAUGCAUGAGGACAGCGAAGAAGACGAUGCCGACGAGGAGGCCAAGUUUAAAUCAAUGGGCGGAGUUCUUCAAUUCGAGUACAAGGGAAAGUCUUCCACGUUAAAGACUCCCGAGGAUAUUGCUGCCUGGAUCGAAGAGCGAAGAAAACGGUUUCCUACAAAGCAGCGCAUUGCACAGAAGCAAAAGGAAGAAGAGGAGAAAAGGCGUACCAGAGAGGAGGCCCAGGCCGAGAGGAAACCGAGAUACCCGCAGAAAGAGAGGGAUACCAAGAAGAGGAAGCGCAAGGACGAUGACAAGCCGGACAAGGCUAUCAGAAAGGCUGAGAAACUCCGUGAGAAGCUAAGAAAGGCUGAGGAGGCAGUAGCGAAGGCGAGAGCAAAGCUGGAUUCCAAAGCUGCAAACGAAAAUACGCCAAAGAGGAACUUAGGCAUCGAUUAUGACAGCGAUGACAGCGCUGGAAAAAGUGGUGACGACUCGAGCUCUCUUGCAGAAAGCUCCUCCGACGUCUCGACAGAUUCGGAAUCGGAUAGCUCUUCAUCUUCAGGCGGUUCGAGUGAUGACGACGCACCUCCGGAAGAGGAGUCAUCAGCCAAGCGACCGGUGAAAGUCCGCUUGCCCAACCGGAAAGCCGUGCAGGCCACCACCACACGCCCUCGUCGAGACAAAGGCAAGGAAGCACCCAAAAGAGUGACGUUACGUGAGAGGAUGGCAGAGCAAGAGCGUCGACAAGAUGCGGAAGUUGUCUUGCGAUUCGUCAAAAUGCUUGGUGAAAAGGGCAUGCUCGAGUGA
Messenger RNA from Lasiodiplodia theobromae, 816 nucleotides. RefSeq names its product Ccch zinc finger protein. The coding region runs from base 1 to 816 and encodes 271 amino acids. The record is from RefSeq and is a predicted model, not a curated record. The transcript has 3 exons. Lineage: Eukaryota; Fungi; Ascomycota; Dothideomycetes; Botryosphaeriales; Botryosphaeriaceae.